AUGUCCUUGCUUGAGAACGUCGCCGCGGGCUUCCGCAAAGCAGCGUCCGGGCAGUUCGACCUCCACGACAUGCUGACGUCGAGCCGCAGUGGCAACGAAGCGCCGUCGGGGCCACCUGACUUUAGCGGCUACGUGCGCAAGCAAGGCAGCUUCGUCAAGAACUGGAAGCGCCGCAUCAUGGCGUUGCACGACGACACGCUCUUCUACUACGUCUCGGAGCGCGCAAUGGCCAAGCCGCGCGGUGUCUUCCGCGUCACGAGCGUUGCGUAUGCGCCGGACCUGCUGCAUGGCCUCAUCGCAGAUGGCACGGGCACGCGCCGACUCAAGUUUACGCUCGCCGACAGCGACGAGUGCGACGCGUGGUACGAGACCCUCUCGGAGCGCCUCGGUCGCACGGGGUUGCAGAGCUUGCCCUCGGGCGGUGCGAGUUCGCCUGGCGUGUGGCACAAGGCCAUGUCGGAAGGCUGCGGCGCCGCCGCAUUCCGCCGGCUAACCCUUCAUGCGGCGGCCAAUACGAACCUCCAGCAAGUCGAGUCGGCGGUGGCAAUCGUGAGCCCCGAGCUCGGUGUUGCAGUGAAAGAAGCUGCGCCUGUCUUGCGUCAAGGACAAAAGCUCCUGCGGCAUCACGGGAAGAAGACGACCAAAGGCGCCUCACCACAGCCGCGUCGCAACAACAAGCCCGAGGAAGAGGAGGCGGAAGUCAACCCCGCGAGCGAUCCGGACGAAGCCGUCGCCGCCGACAAUGAUGCGAUGAGCGAAGACGAGAGCAUUAGCAAUCUCCCUUAA
Messenger RNA from Saprolegnia parasitica CBS 223.65, 786 nucleotides. RefSeq lists its product as hypothetical. NCBI's taxonomy places the organism in Eukaryota, Oomycota, Saprolegniomycetes, Saprolegniales, Saprolegniaceae. The coding region runs from base 1 to 786 and encodes 261 amino acids. The transcript has a single exon. The record is from RefSeq and is a predicted model, not a curated record.